CAGACUCGGUCCAGCAGAUGGCAGACAUCUCUGCUCACUCAAACCAAUUUUUUUUCCAUUUGAAUAAUAAAUAAGACUGAACAGUGAGUAAUGUUUCAUAUAUCGUAGAAUAAACGUUAGGUGAUUACACUCGUGGAAAAUGAAGAGAAAAAAGAGGGGGCAUUUCACAGUUAGGAGGAGGGUUUCCAAACACCUGUACUGUAUUUCAGAAUACUUUAAAGUCAGAACGGCGCCUAAACGUCAGUGUUGUGCGUCGCAUCCUUUUUGUUAAGAGGUGCAUUUUAUUUACUAGCUGUCAGCGAUAAAAUAAAGUCAAUAUCAACAAUGUUCUUCUGUUGCGUACGAGGGCGUUUUGGCAGAAUUUUUGCGUUGGUUUUCUUCGUGCUUGCAGUUUUGGAGGCAACAGAGUUCGAGGGUCGACCCCAGAAGAUGCGGGAGAUUCGGGCAACCCUGGUUGAUUUGGCCUGGAAGGGAAGGACCUACCUGGGCAGCCUGGUCGGGGAGCAGACGUAUCUGUCAGUGGAGAAGGAUUUCUCUCAGGUUACAGGUGUGGUUGCUGAAAGUGUGGCUAAUCAUCUAAAUGCAGUACUACAGUACAUCUCACAAUUCCUGCAGGCUAAUGAAAUUCAAGUUGAUCUCCCCAUCAGCAAAGUCACCCCAGAAGGACUGAUCUUUAUUGCACAGUGGCUUCUCAAGGUUCUUUUUUGGUACUGCUUAAUUUCUUAUGCCUUCCAGUUGAUUGGUUGGUUGCUCGUACGGCUGCUGAGACUCAUGCUAAAGCUGCUGAGAGUCAUGGUGGCUUGCUUGCUUCCAGGCUGGUCGGGAAAAUUGUUGGCCUGGAGGAGCAAGUUGAAAUCCUGGCCAAACUUGAAGGGGGGAAUAAAAUUGAAAAGAAAAGAAGAGCAGCCAAAAAAAUUGAAAGAUUGAAAUCCCCCAGCUUAUCUUUACCCAAAAGUUGAAUAGAAGGACUCAACAUUCGGCCUUUGUAAUGGAAAAGUGUUAAAACUGAGUUUAUUUACUUGUGUUUUUGCUAAUAGUUAAUCAUGCUUAAUUCUAAUCAUAGUAUAAUAAAGGAUAAAUCUAAUCAAUAUGAUGAGUAAGAUUAUGUUGUUUGAGUAAUGAAAUAAUUUUGAUGCCUUGCUUUUUCACCUAGAUUGUGGGAGCAUUGUUAUGACUAAAGUGCAUCCUUGGCUCUUUCUUUGUGAGUGUGUAAGAUUGUAAAAGACAGAGUCAUAACACAGUCAUAAGGAGAAAUAGUAUGUUUAUAUGUGACUGAGCUAAUGAGAAAUCAUGUUGAAAUAAAACAGCAUAUAAACUGAAUGAGACAUGAUGAAGAACAUAUUCAUGUGUGGCUGAGCUACAGCAUAUAAAUGUACAGUGAAAUACAGUAUAUGUAUGAGAAAAUGUAACUAUUUUAAUGAAUGAUUGAAAUUUUCUUUAGUUAAUCUGUCUGAAAGGUUAUAGAGAGAACAAGAGGGUGUGGCUUAACUUUGGGACAAUGUGAAUGUCAUGUGGGCUGAUGGUGAUGUUAAAGAGGGGAAGCAGAGAUGAGAAUAACAUGUCUAAAAAUGCAGAUGGAAUAAGUUGUUUUUUGUUGGAGAGUGUUGUUGAGUGGAGAAUUAGAAGACCUUGGAAUUCACAGUUAGGAUUUUCUGCAAGAAACCCAGAAGAUUUAACCUUCUUUUUCCAAACCACCAUGGAUUAUAAAUUGGAUUGACUAUUUUGGGGAUUUACUCUGCUCACUGCCACCAUGUUGGUUUGAACGUCGAGGAAGUUUUGGGAACUUUGUACAGAGUUCUCUCUCUUUGAAUGUGCGUCAUUCUGCAUGGUGAGGAAGAGACUCCAUCUGCUGCUAAGGUGUUCUCUCUCUUCUUUUCUUUAACAACAUCAAGAUCAGUAGUAGAUAUUUAGCAACAUU
Oreochromis niloticus (Nile tilapia) is the source of this 1918-nucleotide messenger RNA. RefSeq lists its product as uncharacterized. NCBI's taxonomy places the organism in Eukaryota, Metazoa, Chordata, Actinopteri, Cichliformes, Cichlidae. Gene Ontology annotation, biological process: cellular response to gamma radiation; intrinsic apoptotic signaling pathway in response to DNA damage by p53 class mediator. The transcript is spliced from 3 exons. Bases 325 to 927 code for a protein of 200 amino acids. The record is from RefSeq and is a predicted model, not a curated record.